Ruditapes philippinarum (Manila clam) is the source of this 1967-nucleotide messenger RNA. RefSeq lists its product as uncharacterized. The transcript is spliced from 4 exons. The record is from RefSeq and is a predicted model, not a curated record. NCBI's taxonomy places the organism in Eukaryota, Metazoa, Mollusca, Bivalvia, Venerida, Veneridae. The coding region runs from base 551 to 1870 and encodes 439 amino acids.
CGCGCAGUCUGAUCAGGAUCCAUGCUGUUCGCUAUCAGUUUCUCUAUUUGUAAUAAGGUUAGUAAGCGAACAGCAUGGAUCCUGAUCAGACUGCGCGGAUGCGCAGGCUGGUCUGGAUCCAUGCUGGUCGCAAACCCAUUAUGUUGGUUUUGUUGUGACACGGCUCAAAUAUACUUGAAACUUGAUUUGACAAGUUAAUGAAUUACUUUCUAGUUGCUAUAACUGCUAACCAUAUUUACAUUUAAUUAGAUUGUUUAAUUAACAUGCUUAUAUUGUCAGUACGUUAACAAUAAAAUUAUUGUUGUUUUUAUGGUAAAAUGUAACACAAUUCGAAAAUCUGUUUAGAAAUACAUUUCACCUGGAAAAUUUAUGUAGUAAAAGAUACAUUGUUACGAAGCAAAAAUCAAAAACGUUACGAUUGUCCAGUCGAAAUAGGCUUUACAAACUUGCAGUAUUAUAACUAGAAUGCUAUUGACAUAUGACAAAGCAUUAAAUAUUGUACGUAGGCAUAUUUUGAUUAUUAUUCUAAUUAUCAUUUAAGGAGGGCACUAUGACGUCACGAGGAGCGUUAGCGUUUCUUAUUAUCAUGUGUACAGCAGGUAUAACGAUUUCUGGCGCUGUUACUUCAACGAAUACUCCAACUUCAGUCGUUAGCACGAGAACAACUGACGCUAUCACCACAGUUGACCAAGGCACAACGACUGACGCCGUAACUACAGAGAUAUCGGGUAGUACUAUAGAUAGUGCAAAUGCUAAAACAACGUCUACUUUGACCCCUACGAACGCAGUCACGGACUUAAUUACAACUGACGCGGUCACUAAUUCAGUAACCACUGAUGCAAACACCGAUUCUGUUACAACUGACGCUACCACCGAAUCAGUGACAACUGGUGCAGUAACUAAUUCAGUUACAACCGAAACAUUCACCGAUUCAGUGACAACCGUCGUAACCACCGAUUUAGUGAUAACUGACGCAACCACCGAUUCAGUGACAACUGACGCAACCACCGAUUCAGUGACAACUGAUGCAACCACCGAUUUAUCGACAACUGACGCAACCACCGAUUUAUCGACAACAGACGCAACCACCGAUUUAACAACUGACGCAAACACCGGUUCAGUGACAACCGACGCACACACCGAUUCAGUGACAACUGACGCAGUUACCAAUUCGCCGACAACUGACGCAAUCACUGAUUCCGUUUCAACUGACAGAGUAACCAAUUCAGUUUCAACUAACGCAGUUACCGAUUCAGUAACAACUUCAAAUGUCAUAACUGACGCAUCUUCAACUGUUGAUCCAACUGAUAAUAAUACUUCUAUAAUUACUUCGACUGAUACUGGGGCUUCGUUAUCGACCAGACAAUCUACAUCAGAUGUAAGCUCUACGACUGAUCCGGGGCCAGGCAUUACAAAAAGACUGCUAGAUUCAAAAAUAGCACUAAUCGCCUCUAUAACAAUGGCAGGUAUUGUGUUUCUGAUAUGCCUACUGACAAUUUGCACGUGGUUCAUCCUAUACCAUAACAAACACAGUGAAAGACGCUUUGGACCACAUAGUAAAGAGAACUUCUUCAAGUCAAGUCAGAUACCAUAUGGAUUGCCAGAGAUGACUUAUUCUGAUGGAUGGUCCCCGCUUGAUGAACCAUACAAACGUUUCCCGUACGAUCCUUACAGUUCCUAUUCCUUUGAAAAUGCUCCUGAACAAUCUGUCGAUCAUGGAAAUACACAUUAUAAAGACGGACGUUUUGACAGAUGGCCAAAUUUUUCGUCAUUUGGAGUAAGAAAUUCUUAUAAUAGACCAGUUGACUGGCACAGUGCAAUGCCGAGCUAUGACGAAGUGGCUUUACCGAGGUCUUGGGAACGAUUCUGACAUAAUGACAAAAUCAAAGUUAUGUUGUUUAUCAUAUAAGAUGCUAGCGUUGUAAAGAUUUUAUGUGUUUUUCUGAUAUUUCAAAGCUGUGUAACUA